CAUAAUAUAGGGCAUGGUACGAUUUUGCUGUUCGCGCAAUUUUUUAUUUGUCAAUUUCAAGGUCUUAAAUACUUUCAAUUUCGAAGCCGUUUAAUUAAAUAAUUAGUAAAAAUGACGACUCCGACGUGGGACACUUUCUGCUGCACGUUCUCGGAGCAACACAAGAGUGUCGACGAGCUACUGAACUUUAGAUACAAGCCAUUUAGCAUCGUUUCUCUUAUUUCUGCCAGUUUAGGGGUGUUUGGUGCCAUUUACCAGAUCGUUCCCAUACACGAGACGGUACAAAGGAGGUCGGCCCUGUCUGGUGAAAGACAAAGAAAAAUCAUUAAACUCUUAGCCAUAGCAGAUUUAUUUGCCUGUCUUGGAAUUAUAGUCAGAUCUGUAAUGUGGAUCAUCUUUUAUGAAAAUCGAACCGAAUCUCAGAGAAUGAACGAUCAUAGAUUAGCUUGUGCGCUAAUUUCUUUUUGGAUAAUGUACUUUUAUACUUCUACUUACAUGUGGACUGUUUGUUAUGCUAUCGACGUGUAUGUUACACUUAAAGAAAAUGCUUGGCUCCCUCCUAAUGUGGGUUCUAGUUACACUACCAAAAGAUAUAGCUCACGUCAAAUCAUACAAGGUCGCUUGGGUCGUUACACCGACCAGGAGCGUUCGCUCGUUAAUAAAUUGAAGAUGAAAUUUUCUCACAUUGUCAUUGUGUUUUAUGUGUGUUGGUUGCCUAAUAUAAUCAGUAACGUCAUUCUGUGGUCUGAAUGGAAGAGGCUUCACGAAUGGCAUGUAGAUCUCCGAGGUUUUAUAAUCGGCCUGUGGUACUUCAUGGCGAUCGUGAAUCCUCUUCAAGCUGUACUUAAUUCGGUGGUGUACAGAGGAUGGGCUAAUUGUUCCAAUUUGAAGACGUUUUUCGCCAACAUGUUCCGAAAUAGGAUUACGCUGGGAAUAAUACCGGACGAUUCUGUAGAAAAUGAAAGGAGCGACGAGGUAAACGGAAGAGAACAACUUAUAAACAGAGCCUAAGAAUAAUCAAGCGAAGAGAAGAUCUGCAACAAUAAAUUACAUAUAAGAUCUGUGUUUUCGUCAAAGAAAAGCUAUUUUUGUAUGUGAUAUUGGUCUUUUAUCUUUCUGCAUUUUAAAUGCUGUUUGUAAUAGCUUUUUUUAAAAUUUAUAAAUCAAUUAGAUGUCUGUUUUAUAGAAACAAACAUUACAAAGGCCAGUUAUUGUUAAAUUACAGUCUUCCAUUAGUUUUUAUGAUAUUUAGCAUAUGAUGUGUUUGUUUACUUUAUACUAUAUAAUAGAAUGUAGUACAUAAGGAAAAGAAUUUGUGUAUGUGCAAAUGUUCCGCUUUGUAUUGUGCCAUUCAAGAGAUUUGCUUAUUCUACAUCAAGUGGCUGUAGAGAUUGCCCUUUAUGCAAUUCUUAUUUACAGAAUUGACUAUUUAUCAUGAGUAAAUGUAUCUAUCCUGUAUGCUUGGUGUAAAGUUUUAAACAGAGCAGUGUUGUGAGAACAUGCAAAAUAAAACUCUCUAAAUCAAGAAUUUUUACCUUUAAUAUGGUGUUUUGAAGUGGACAUUCUAGUAAUGGAAUGUUAAUUGAAGAAAUCUUUCGGUAAAGGUGAAAAAUUCUUGCAUUAUCGCGAGUUAAAAUUUAUUUCGCGCACUCUCUUAAUGCUGCUCCAUUUAAAGUUUUGUUUCUCAGAAGAUAAAUAGUUGAAAGAUACAAAUUGUGAACAUUUAUCUCCAUUUAUUAACCAUCUUUAAUCCUUUAUUAAAAUUAAUUGACCUUCUAUAAGUGUGCAAACACUUCCUUCAUAAACAAACAUCUAAUUGGUUAUAAUAGUUUACUUUUGAAGUAUUUUCUAGUUAUAUAUACACAGAUAUGAUUUACCAAAACAUAUUUUAUUGUCAAGGAAAGUAUUAAAUAAUUGUUCGAAAUGAAAUCUUUAUACAUGAAAAACAUAAAUCAAACAAUAAACUGUACAAAGGACAGUACUGUACAUACAUAAAAACUUUCCUAGGGAGAGCCUAUGUAAACAUCAAACAAUUUGUAAAUAUUUAUUAGUAAAUGCAAAAGUAUACAAAUUUCUUAGACAAUA
Molecule: messenger RNA, 2085 nt
Organism: Centruroides sculpturatus (bark scorpion)
Lineage: Eukaryota; Metazoa; Arthropoda; Arachnida; Scorpiones; Buthidae
Product: G-protein coupled receptor 143-like
Exons: 7
Coding region: 112-1011 (299 amino acids)
Biological process (GO): regulation of calcium-mediated signaling; G protein-coupled receptor signaling pathway; melanosome organization
Cellular component (GO): plasma membrane; melanosome membrane
Molecular function (GO): L-DOPA receptor activity; L-DOPA binding; L-tyrosine binding
Source: RefSeq, a predicted model, not a curated record